UUCCAUUCUCUCAUUCCCUCAUUCAUUCAUCCCCUCAUUCUUCAAAAGGGGCCCCUUAUUUCUUCCUCCUCCUCUUCUCCAUCUCCUCGAUCCAUUGGAAGCCCAAAGCACAUCCCCCCUCCCGCCGUCGCAUUCCUCACCCCCAUCCAUCCUACUCUGUCCACUCCACUCCACUCCUCUCCACUCCUCUCCACUCCUCUCCACUCCUCUCCACUCCUCUCCACUCCUCUCCUCUCCACAUCCGAACCGAAAGGAGCGCCACCAUAAACCAUGUCCACCGAACAGCAGAAGGAGCGCCAGCGGGUCACCAAAGCCUGCGACAAUUGUAGAAAGAAAAAAAUAAAAUGUGAUGCCAAAGGUGAUACAUGCACGAGCUGUGAACUCCUCAAUAUUCCAUGCUUGUAUCUAGAUCCGACAAAGAAGCGAGGGCCACCUAAGGGGGCGGGACGAUACAUCAAUGCGAUCGAGGAUCGUCUGCACCGGAUGGAGGCCAUCGUAGGAGGACUCGUACGCGAUGAUGAUCCGCUUUCACACACAGGCGACGAGUUGCGAGCCCUCUUGAACGUCUCGUCAUUGAGAAGCCGGGGCUCCAGGGAUAGUUAUCACGAAAAUCAGACCCCGGACCCACUCUCUCGCCAACAGUCACCCUUCCUGCAGCAUACCAACCGUCCCAAACUGGAUCACCAGCAUCACCCGCCUCCAUUACAUGGCUAUACGGGCAUGAUGCAACAUGGAAAUCAACAACAUCGGGUGGCCCAAUACCUUCAGCAACAACAGCAUGCAUUCACUCAGCAACAACAACAAUAUCCAGCGCAGCUUGUUCAAACCCCUGACGUGGGCUCUCAAUCCCACUCGGAGGGGUUCCCGCAAACCAUGGACUCAACCCGCCCCGGCCCUCUCCAUCGCGACCUCAUCAGGGAAAACAACUUUACAUCCUUCAACUCUCCCUCACCUGUCCUCGGCUCCGAAAGUUCUGUCGGCGACUACGUAGAGUCACCAACGUCUUCCGAAAACCUGCCGACGCUGGGACUGAACACGCCCCCCGUCCAAGAGAUUGAGGAUCUGGAGGAUGAUCUGGGACACUUGACGUUGGACCAGCUUGGUCGUGAACGCUACGUGGGCAAGUCGUCUCCCAUGUUUUACGGCCGUCGACAUUACGGGGGGCAGCACUCGCCGGAAGCGGAGAAACCAGAGGCGCUCAAGUUCAUCGAAAACCUUGACUUGCCAUCACCAGAGGUUAUGACGCACCUUUUGAAUCUGCACUUUACCUACGUCCAUCCAUCUGCACCGGUCGUUGUAUGGUCAAAAUUCCUCAAGAGGUUGAAGGGCCGCGACUAUACGCCUUCGUUUCUGUUCCUGCUUAACAGCAUCUUUGCCCUGGCAUCCAGAUUCUCGGACGAUGUCUCACUCCGAAAGAAUCCAGCCAAACCCGAAACGGUCGGAGUUCACUUCGCAGACAAAGCCAGAAAGAUUCUGGAUACUCUUUAUGACUCGCCAGAUAUCUACUGCGUGGGAGGGCUAGUUCUACUCGCUUUUCAGCAGAUGGGCACCGGCAAUGGAUAUCGAUCAUGGAUGUAUGUAGGAAUCUCUAUCCGCAUGGCUCAACACCUGGGACUGAACCGAAACUGCCAGAAACUUAACCCCAACAUGCCUAUCGUGGAUCGAGAGGAGCGUAACAGGGUUUGGUGGACUUGCUUCAUGGGCGAUCGAAUCCUUGCGGCCUCAUUUGGUCGUCCACAGGGCAUCAAUGAGCAUGAUGUCGAUGCGACUUACCCAGAAGGAAUCGACGAGGAAAACAUCCAGCUCGAAUACAGGCUUGAGGGCGCAGCCUCGAUGCUUACAGGACCUGUGCCUGACUCGGAAAAGAAUUUUGUCCACAUGGCGUCGUUGAUGCGGAUCUUGGGAAGAGUCAUGGUCAGUCUCUACAGUCCGCUAUCCAGGGCCUCGUCAAAGUCUACGACAUCUAUGACAAAUCCUGCACCACUAGAGCAGCUUGACAAGGAACUGACAGACUGGCUAUUGACGUUGCCGCCACAUCUCCAGUUCCGAUCGGUUCAGCAAGAGUCCGGCACCCUUGUCUGCACAUUGCACAUGAUGUUUUAUGCGGUCCUGAUCUUGCUGCAUAAGCCCUAUAGCCACCGGUCGUCGCAUAUCACACCCAAUGAUCCAUCCAUCUCCUUGUCGAUCUGCACCUCUGCUGCUAACAAUACGAUCGAGAUGGCUAGCAACUUGAUGAGGGCCAUCGAUGAGAAGAGAGGCGUUUCCAGACUGAAGGACUUGUUGCAUCACUCUGUGUUCAUCUUUUUCACUGCCGGAGUCGUCCAUAUCACCAACUGCACGAGUACGGAUCCGGUCCUGGCCGCCUCCGCGAAGCUGCGCACGAUCGAAACGCUGAAAUGCAUGGCUAUGGUGGAGGAUGUUUGGAUCACUGGGAAGUGGUGUGCCAACAAUCUCAAGCAACUGCUCAAGGCUCGUAACAUCGAGCUGCCUUAUUCAUCUGAAGCGUUCAAGUGUCUGCCCCUCGGAAAUGUGGAGGACUUGAAGAAAAAGUUCGGAACUGGCUCUGCACAGCUGGAUCUCUCGAUAGCGGCAUCUAUACCAAAGGAACAGUCGUUUGCAUUCGAUGUUGACCAGAUCAUGGGAUAUUAUCAGGGUACCGACGCCAAACACCACGAGCCUAUGGGCCGCAACUCCCGUCAUUUCUCACCGACGCCAUAUUUCAGUCCAGCUGCUGGCAAUCAUCACUACCAUUCGCAGGCGCCGAUGAAGCCGCAUCCUGGACUGACGCAGGGCCACUCCCCUCUACCACGCCGGCCACGUCAGGGCAAGAAUACGUCCCCUUCACCAAGCAGCUCUGUGCCCUCGGUCCCAAGUUCUUCGGCCUCAACUCCAAACAAUGGAUUCUUCCCAUGCUUAGAUUCGUCAGCAGGAACCACUACAGCUUACAGUAUUAACAGCAACAACAGCAACGCCAACGUGAAUUCAUCGAUCGAUCCCUUCGCCGCGCCAGGCUCGGCAACAGUGACGACCCCUAAUCUUCAACAAUCGCCCAUCCAGGCUGAGCAGAAAUUGAACUUGUACCAGAAUCCGUUCUCGUCAUCGCUCUGGGGACUUCCAACCUCCAUGGACACCGAUGAAUGGAUGCUUUACAUGCAGAACAGCGGGAGCGAUGGUGAAAAUAUCUUGAACCUUGGAAUCGAUACACAGGGCAACGACGAUAACAACGGCAAUAACACCAGGCCCGAGAAUCCAAUGUUUGGUCCGCUGACGGAUAUCAACUCUGGAGGGAUGAAUCAAAACCAUUCUGUCGGCAUGGCCGCCAACAGUACCAUCAGCAAUUGUUCGACACCGAACAGGACACAUCCGUUGUCGCAGAGUAUGACAAGCAAUGAUCUUUUAGGCGGCGCCGAUCAGAGCGGCAUCAUCAACAGCCCGAACACUACACGGCCAUUGUCAUCAUCAAUACCUGCCUAUACAAUAUCCAUGAGUGAACCAUCUAUGUCGGCAGCAGGCCAGGCGCCAGUGUCAACAGCGUCGAUUCUCUCGGCUCACGCUCAGCAGCACCCAGUUACCAGCCAGGCACUGCUGACAACCCAGCAGCCCUCAGACCUCUUUUUCCUCAAUGGCAAUUUAGGCAUGGGCACUCAACCGCCACAACAGCAGUAACAGCAGCAGUAACAGUAACAGCAUCAAUAACAGCAACAAAAACAGCUAAUGCAGUUCCAGCAGUAGUCGGACCCGUAAUCCGGCCAGUAUUCCCGCCUGCGUAAUUGUAUCUCCCUCCACUCUGAUAUUUUAUUCUUUUGUACAUA
Molecule: messenger RNA, 3812 nt
Organism: Gamsiella multidivaricata
Lineage: Eukaryota; Fungi; Mortierellomycota; Mortierellomycetes; Mortierellales; Mortierellaceae
Product: fungal-specific transcription factor domain-containing protein
Exons: 8
Coding region: 271-3666 (1131 amino acids)
Biological process (GO): DNA-templated transcription; regulation of DNA-templated transcription
Molecular function (GO): zinc ion binding; DNA-binding transcription factor activity, RNA polymerase II-specific; DNA binding
Source: RefSeq, a predicted model, not a curated record